CUCUAUAAAAUAUAUACAAUUCACACAUCCACACACCUCUCUCUCUCUCUCUCUCUCUAUUCUACACUCAUUUUCUCCACUUUCUUUGACCAUAUGGUCCAACAGUCCAACUCAUUCCCAGACACUUUGCAUACACUCUCUCAUUCUAACUCACUUUCUCUUUGCUUUUCCUCCCCGGCAAACGAGUCUUUGAGGUGAGGGUGUGUGUGAUAAAACCAAAAACGACAUCGACACUUCUCGAGACAGAAACUAGAGCAAAGGGUCUCUCUCAGAAUACUUGAAAAGCCAAACAUCAAUGACUCCACAAACUUAAGCUUAAUAGCUCACCUUAGAUCUCUCUCAAUGACAAUUCACAACUAGUCGCUGCUUCACAAACCUUUCUCUCUCUCUCUCUCUCUCUCUUUCCCAUUUCAAAGACUUGGUUUUUGAGCUAGUAGCUGCAAAAAAAAUGGCUGAGGCUACAGAACCAAAAUCACUGCCUGAGGCUGAGAAGAAGAAAGAGCAAAGCCUACCCUUUUACCAGCUCUUCUCUUUUGCAGACAAGUAUGAUUGGAUGCUCAUGAUUGCUGGUAGCUUGGGAGCCAUAAUUCAUGGCUCUUCCAUGCCCUUUUUCUUCCUUCUUUUUGGUGAAAUGGUUAAUGGGUUCGGCAAAAACCAAUCAGAUUUGAAGACAAUGACUGAAGAAGUCGCAAAGUAUGCACUCUAUUUUGUGUACCUUGGCCUUGUUGUCUGCUUAUCAUCCUAUGCAGAGAUUGCAUGCUGGAUGUACACUGGAGAAAGACAAGUGAGCACACUGAGGAAGAAGUAUUUGGAGGCAGUGCUAAGACAAGAUGUGGGGUUCUUUGACACUGAUGCAAGGACUGGGGAUAUAGUUUUUAGUGUGUCCACGGACACACUUCUAGUCCAAGAUGCAAUUAGUGAAAAGGUGGGAAACUUCAUACAUUAUCUGUCAACGUUUCUGGCAGGUUUGGUGGUUGGUUUUGUAUCAGCAUGGAGGCUAGCAUUGCUAAGUGUGGCAGUGAUACCAGGAAUUGCUUUUGCUGGGGGCUUAUACGCCUAUACACUCACAGGCCUCACUUCAAAGAGCCGCGAAUCCUAUGCCAAUGCUGGUAUUAUUGCCGAGCAGACCAUUGCACAAGUUCGGACGGUUUACUCAUAUGUUGGUGAGAGCAAGGCCUUAAAUUCGUACUCAGAUGCAAUACAGAACACUUUGAAGCUUGGGUACAAGGCUGGAAUGGCCAAAGGUCUGGGGCUAGGAUGUACCUAUGGAAUAGCAUGCAUGUCAUGGGCACUUGUUUUCUGGUAUGCCGGUGUAUUUAUCAGGAAUGGACAGACUGAUGGAGGGAAAGCAUUCACAGCAAUUUUCUCUGCAAUUGUGGGGGGCAUGAGUUUGGGUCAAUCAUUUUCAAAUCUUGGGGCAUUUAGCAAAGGUAAAACAGCUGGAUACAAGUUGAUGGAGAUUAUCAAGCAAAAGCCUUCCAUAGUUCAAGACCCCUUAGAUGGGAAGUGCUUGGCUGAGGUUAAUGGCAAUAUAGAAUUCAAGGAUGUAACUUUCAGCUAUCCAUCAAGACCAGAUGUUAUUAUCUUUCGAAAUUUCUCAAUAUUCUUUCCUGCUGGAAAGACUGUUGCUGUUGUUGGUGGUAGUGGGUCAGGAAAAAGCACUGUUGUCUCUUUGAUAGAAAGGUUCUAUGAUCCUAAUCAAGGUCAAGUUUUGCUGGACAAUGUGGACAUAAAAACACUGCAAUUGAAAUGGUUACGUGACCAGAUUGGACUAGUGAACCAAGAACCUGCACUCUUUGCCACAACCAUACUUGAGAACAUACUCUAUGGGAAGCCUGAUGCAACAAUGGAUGAAGUGGAAGCUGCUGCUUCUGCAGCAAAUGCUCAUAGCUUCAUUACCUUGCUUCCUAAUGGAUAUAACACUCAGGUUGGAGAGCGAGGAGUGCAACUCUCCGGUGGCCAAAAGCAGAGAAUUGCAAUUGCUAGAGCUAUGCUUAAAAACCCAAAAAUCCUUCUCCUUGAUGAAGCAACUAGUGCCCUUGAUGCAGGCUCUGAGAGCAUCGUUCAGGAAGCAUUAGACCGUCUCAUGGUUGGUAGAACUACUGUAGUUGUUGCCCAUCGCCUCUCCACUAUUAGAAAUGUGGAUUCAAUUGCAGUUAUACAGCAAGGUCAAGUUGUUGAGACUGGAACACAUGAAGAACUUGUUACCAAAGCUGGGGCCUAUGCUUCAUUAAUCCGAUUCCAAGAAAUGGUUAGGAAUAAAGAUUUCUCUAACCCAUCAACACGCCGUUCACGCUCAUCACGACUAAGCCAUUCGCUGUCAACAAAGUCUUUAAGCCUCCGGUCUGGAAGCUUAAGAAACCUGAGCUAUUCGUAUAGUACUGGUGCAGAUGGCAGGAUAGAGAUGAUCUCAAAUGCUGAAACAGACAAGAGAAAUCCAGCCCCUGAUGGCUAUUUCUGCCGGCUUCUCAAGCUAAACGCUCCUGAAUGGCCUUAUUCAAUUAUGGGUGCUAUAGGAUCUGUGCUUUCUGGUUUUAUUGGUCCAACAUUUGCUAUUGUGAUGAGCAAUAUGAUUGAGGUCUUUUACUACAGAAAUCCUGCUUCAAUGGAAAGGAAAACAAAGGAAUAUGUUUUCAUUUACAUUGGAGCUGGUCUCUAUGCUGUGGGGGCAUAUUUGAUACAACAUUACUUCUUUAGUAUUAUGGGAGAGAACCUUACCACAAGAGUUAGGAGAAUGAUGCUUGCAGCAAUCCUAAGGAAUGAAGUUGGGUGGUUUGAUGAGGAAGAGCAUAAUUCAAGUCUUCUUGCAGCACGUCUGGCCACUGAUGCUGCUGAUGUGAAAUCUGCAAUUGCUGAAAGGAUUUCUGUCAUACUCCAGAACAUGACCUCACUCCUCACUUCAUUCAUUGUUGCUUUCAUAGUGGAAUGGAGAGUCUCCCUUCUCAUCCUUGCUACCUUUCCCCUUCUAGUCCUGGCUAACUUUGCUCAGCAACUCUCUCUCAAGGGGUUUGCUGGUGACACAGCAAAGGCCCAUGCCAAGACCAGCAUGAUUGCAGGCGAGGGAGUGAGCAACAUCCGAACUGUUGCAGCCUUCAAUGCCCAAAACAAGAUCCUAUUUCUGUUCAGCCACGAACUCCGUAUUCCUCAGCUCAGGAGCCUACGUCGCAGCCAAUCUGCUGGCAUCCUCUUUGGCAUCUCUCAGCUUGCUCUUUAUGCAUCAGAAGCCCUCAUUCUUUGGUAUGGUGCACACCUUGUUAAAAAAGGCGUCUCCACCUUCUCAAAAGUUAUUAAGGUUUUUGUAGUCCUGGUAGUUACAGCCAAUUCAGUUGCAGAAACUGUUAGUCUUGCUCCUGAGAUUAUUAGGGGUGGUGAAGCUGUUGGCUCAGUGUUUUCAAUUCUUGACCGUCAAACAAAGAUUGAUCCAGAUGAUCCUGAGGCUGAGCCUGUUGAAACAAUACGUGGGGAGAUUGAACUUAGACAUGUUGAUUUUGCAUACCCUUCAAGACCUGAUGUAAUGGUGUUUAAAGACCUCAGCCUUAGAAUCCGUUCUGGCCAAAGCCAAGCUCUUGUUGGGGCUAGUGGCUCUGGCAAGAGUUCCGUGAUUGCAUUGAUUGAACGUUUCUAUGAUCCGAUUGCUGGUAAAGUUAUGAUUGAUGGAAAGGACAUUAGGCGGUUGAACUUGCAGUCCCUUAGGCUUAAAAUCGGAUUGGUACAGCAAGAACCAGCACUUUUUGCAGCUAGCAUUUUCGAAAACAUUGCCUAUGGUAAAGAAGGAGCAACAGAAGCUGAAGUAAUCGAAGCAGCUCGUGCUGCUAAUAUCCAUAGUUUUGUUAGUGGUUUGCCUGAUAGUUACAAAACUCCAGUUGGUGAAAGAGGUGUUCAACUCUCUGGUGGACAAAAACAAAGAAUUGCAAUUGCCAGGGCAGUUCUCAAGGACCCCACAAUUCUUCUAUUAGAUGAAGCCACAAGUGCACUUGAUGCUGAAUCAGAAUGUGUCUUACAAGAAGCACUUGAGAGGCUAAUGAGGGGCCGCACCACUGUGCUUGUGGCUCACCGUUUGUCAACUAUUAGAGGGGUGGACACUAUUGGAGUAGUGCAAGAUGGGCGCAUUGUAGAACAAGGUAGCCAUUCUGAACUAGUAAGCCGAGCUGAUGGGGCUUAUUCUAGACUUUUGCAACUACAACACCAUCACAUAUGAUAUGAGAAGAGUUAUGAUUGAAGCAACAUGGCCUUGUUGGUUGGUGAUUAUGUUUGGGGUCCCAUUAACCUUAUGCUUUUCAUUUUUAGUUGUAGAUAUGGGGAUGUGGGGUGGGUUUGUAUCUUUGAGGACUACUGCUGCAUUCCCAAUGGAGUAGCAUGUAGCAAGUAUUAUAUUUUAUCAAUAUCUAUGGUUCACAAGCAUGUUAUUAA
Messenger RNA from Quercus robur (English oak), 4410 nucleotides. Its product is annotated as ABC transporter B family member 19. Gene Ontology annotation, biological process: transmembrane transport. Bases 449 to 4198 code for a protein of 1249 amino acids. Lineage: Eukaryota; Viridiplantae; Streptophyta; Magnoliopsida; Fagales; Fagaceae. The transcript has 10 exons. The record is from RefSeq and is a predicted model, not a curated record. Gene Ontology annotation, molecular function: ATP binding; ATP hydrolysis activity; ABC-type transporter activity. Gene Ontology annotation, cellular component: membrane.